AAGUGGCCAAGUUAACCUUUUACUGCACAAAAGCUUCCAGUUUAUUAAAUAAUGCGGUUGGUUUGAACGACUAGAAUUUACGUAAAAUGAGGUUGUACGUACUUACUCUGAUAAUGAUACUUCAAACACGCAUGCAGAACAUUUUUGCUGAACAGGACUUUCACAAAGAGUCAGUGCCAGCAUGCGGCAGGGCUUUUUUGUAUACCAACCAGUUCCCAAAGUACUAUGAAACAAAACUCAAAUCUCGAUACGAAGCUAGUAAAGGCAAAAGUGAUAAGGAGGUUGGGAAAAUAUUAGUUUUCGCUAUGUAUACUGACUCGAAACAACUGGGACCAACUAAAUAUUAUUUCCGCGGAUGUGUAUCUAGAAAACUUGAUCAGAAGGACGAGGCAAAUCUUGAGAUAUAUGCAAAAUGCCGUCACAAGUUGACUCUAGAGAUGGAGGAAGUAACUUCAAAAACUCUAGCAAAUUCACUGUCUAACACCACGGCAGGUCUUCAAAAAGCCCUCGCUGAUUUGAAGAAAAGAUACAAGAAUAUAACUAGAGUGAAGAGAUUUGAAGCUUGUCUGAAACAAUACAUUGGUCAGUAAUAUACCUAGAGAAAAUAAAGUUUCUUGUUGCCGAUUGUUUACGUUCAUUUUGCUCAAUGAGGC
Molecule: messenger RNA, 653 nt
Organism: Acanthoscelides obtectus
Lineage: Eukaryota; Metazoa; Arthropoda; Insecta; Coleoptera; Chrysomelidae
Source: the annotation of a GenBank genome assembly